AUGGUAACUUAUUUUAAACUAAAUUGGUAUGCAAGCUUUCUGCUGCUGUUUGCUAAGGCUUUUCACCAAGGUUUACUGCCAGUGUGUGAUUUGAAGAGGCAAAAUGAACUUCCUUUCUCUAGAGAUGGUGAUAUCACUAUUGGUACAAUCUUUUCUCUUCAUUUAAAUUUUGUACCUACCGAAGAAAAAUUUACAGAACUGCCAGAUGAAACACAAUGCAAAAUAUUUCGUGUUAGAGCCUAUCGCUUUGUGAGAGUUAUCAUUUUUGCCCUGGAUGAAAUUAGCAAGAAUUUUAAGUGGUUUCCUAAUACCACUCUGGGAUUUAGAAUUUAUGAUGGCUGUUUUUCAACAAGAAGAGCAUUAGGAAGCACCAUCCAGCUACUGUCACAAAAACAGCAUCCUGUUCCUAAUUUCAAUUGUCACUCGAAUAUUAUCUUACCUGUUAUAAUUGGAGAUGAAGCAACGAUAUCUGUUGAACCAAUGGCUCUAAUGCUAGGACUUUACAGGUUUCCUCAGCUCCUUCAUUAUCUGAAAAAUGUCCAUUUUAAAAACACUGGGGAUGAAGACAUUUAUUUUGAUCAAAAUGGUGACCCUCCAGCAAGGUACGACAUCCUAAAUUGGCAGAUUUCUUCAGAUGGUACCUAUAAUUAUGUAGAUAUUGGGCAUUUUGAUAACACUGCUUCACAAGAUAAGAAAAUUGUUGUCAAUGACAUUGCCAUUCAAUGGAAUCAAGCCUUUUCUCAGACUCCUACCUCUGUAUGCAGUGAAAGUUGCCCACCAGGUUUCUGGAAAGCAGUUCGGCGAGGGGAGCCGAUCUGUUGCUUUGACUGCUUACCAUGCCCAAAAGGCGAGAUCAGUAAUCAGACUGAUGUUAUUGAUUGCACAAAAUGUGCAGACGACCGAUGGCCUGAUGACAGAAGAGAAAGGUGCAUCCCGAAAGUAACAGAGUUCUUAUCCUAUGAAGACCCACUUGGGAUUACAUUAACAAUAAUUCCUAUUGUUUUCUCCAUAACAACUGUAUUCAUACUGACUGUCUUUGUUAAAAAACGAGACACUCCAAUAGUGAAGGCAAACAAUCGUGAACUGAGUUACCUUCUCUUGCUAGCACUUACAUUGUGCUUUCUAUGUUCUUUGGUGUUUAUUGGUAAACCUAUGAAAAUCACCUGUAUGGCUCGACAGCCAGCAUUUGGAAUAAUAUUUUCAGUUUGUGUGUCUUCCAUACUUGCCAAAACAAUCACAGUUGUAAUUGCAUUCAGUGCAACAAAUCCAAACAGCAAGCUACGGAAAUGGGUAGGAUCCCAGACUCCAAUGCUCAUUGUAUUUAUAUGCUCACUAUUUCAGACACUCCUCUGUUUUUCCUGGCUCCUUGUUCAUCCUUCUUUUCCACAAAACAACAUCAUCUCUCAAGAGGGAAAAGUAAUCAUUGAAUGCAAUGAAGGAUCAGUCGUUAUGUUUUAUUGUAUGUUAGCAUUCCUGGGCUUUCUUGCAUGUGUGAGUUUUAAUGUAGCUUUUCUUGCAAGAAAGCUACCAGACAGUUUUAAUGAAGCAAGGUACAUCACAUUCAGCAUGAUUGUCUUUAUCAGUGUUUGGUUGUCCUUCAUACCGGCCCACCUAAGUACUCAGGGGAAAUAUGUGGCUGCUGUAGAGAUCUUUGCUAUAUUAGCAUCUAGUGCUGGACUGCUUGGCUGUAUAUUUAUCCCUAAAUGUUACAUUAUUUUAUUUAGGUCUGAGAAAAAUACAAGGGAACAUAUGACAGGGAAAGCAGCACUCAGACAGUAA
Messenger RNA from Protopterus annectens (West African lungfish), 1779 nucleotides. Its product is annotated as vomeronasal type-2 receptor 26-like. The transcript has 5 exons. Bases 1 to 1779 code for a protein of 592 amino acids. Gene Ontology annotation, molecular function: G protein-coupled receptor activity. Gene Ontology annotation, cellular component: membrane. Lineage: Eukaryota; Metazoa; Chordata; Ceratodontiformes; Protopteridae. The record is from RefSeq and is a predicted model, not a curated record. Gene Ontology annotation, biological process: G protein-coupled receptor signaling pathway.